Molecule: messenger RNA, 2130 nt
Organism: Trypanosoma cruzi
Lineage: Eukaryota; Euglenozoa; Kinetoplastea; Trypanosomatida; Trypanosomatidae
Product: protein phosphatase 2A regulatory subunit, putative
Exons: 1
Coding region: 1-2130 (709 amino acids)
Biological process (GO): peptidyl-serine dephosphorylation
Cellular component (GO): cytosol; protein phosphatase type 2A complex
Molecular function (GO): protein binding; protein phosphatase regulator activity
Source: RefSeq, a predicted model, not a curated record
AUGUGGGCGCUGCUCCUCCGCAGGGUGGAGAGAGCCGUCACGACAACGAGCAAAAAAAAAAAAAAAGGCCGGAAGGAAGAAACGCCAAUGAUCCCUAGUGUGAACUUGGACAGUGCAAUUACGAGGCUGAAGGAAAAGAAAGUGCCGGAAAGCCGAGUAGGGGAUGGGGUGCCGGGCUGUUUUUCUCCGCGGCCCACCCACACACGGAGUUGCAGCGUGACAGGCGUCCCACAGGAAUUGGACAGAAAUGUCACUGAGUUACAUGGGCAGGUUGUAGACACCGCGGAGACCCAACCCGAAUGGAAACCUGAGAGGUUUUCUUCACCCAACGUCGACAAGAGUUGUUCUGUGCUUAAGAAACAAGGCCUCGUGCCGGAUGACUUUUAUCGCACCACAGCAUCACCCUCCAUGUUGUCUGCGUUUGCAAAUUCGGAGGGCCAUGAACACCAUCCCUGUCAUUCCUUGCCUAAGGCAACUUUGAUUGCUCAUCAGAAAGCGCGAAGCUCUUCUGCUACUCUUCGACAUGUGUAUGCCACAGCAAUUUUUGACGACGAGGGCACCGGAAGAACGAGUUCUACAGGAUCUUCCGGAGCCACAGAUGUCGCGUCUACUUCUGAGAAGUUUGCGCUGCGUGAAAUAUAUGUAUCGGGAAAGCCAUGGCAACGUGUUGCGGAUGCUUACCCCAAAUACUUCCGACGUGCCGCUUUGAACAUAUCAGCUCUUGUGACAAGCAGCUCUGGGGAACAUGUUGCCAUAGGUGACUGUUCUGGUCGCGUUUUGUUGAUGCGUCGCACAAAUCAGCAAAAACAACAACAAUUAGAAGACGACAAAAGAGCCUCUGACGAGGGAAAGAGAGGUAGGCUUCAGUAUACAAAUAAAAAUAAUUUACACAUACAAGGAUCUUAUGAGUUUUCCGUGGGGCGUAAGGCAUACACCUCCGUCAUAGACCCACUGAACAGUGUGGAGGUGACUCCAUGCAUUCAAGCUCUUUGCUUUUUACCCCAAGUUGGUCCAACCACGUACCUGCUCAUGGCGAACGAGAAAAUGCCAAAGCUGUUCAAGGUGGUUGAGGUGCGAGAGUCUCCUUUGCCUUUUUCGGCAGUGAAUCACAUUGGAGAGAAGAAUGUUGCCUCACUGACGUUGAACCCACUCGAUGUUAGGAGGACGACUGCAAUGAAGCAAGUGACUCGUUACGCCCUGAAUCAUGAGUACAACAUCAAUUCGCUAUGUCCACUGGUGGAUAGUGCGCAGUUUUACUCCGCUGAUGACCUCACGGUGAAGUUGUGGUGCAUUGAACACCCGGACACAUCUAUAGAAACGUAUAGUAUAAAACCCCCCUUUGAGGAGGAGGUUCAAGAGACGAUAUUUGGUAUUCGUUGUUUUCCUCACGAGCCGUUUCUACUUUUUAUUGCAACAACUGCCGGGACCGUUCGUGUGCUUGACAUUCGCCAAAGACUCAAAUUAUUUCAUCAAACGCCAUUGGUGUUUAAGAAUACAUAUUGUGAUGAGGACACAUCUUUUAGCAGCCCACUCACUGACUGUGCGCUUAGUCCCUGUGGGAGGUUUGUGGUUGGACGUGAUGUCAUGAGUGUUUGUCUAUGGGACGUCCGUCGCGAUUCCCACUACGGCCGAUUUGCGAAAUCGGUAAAUUCACCACUCCAUGAAGAAGAAGAGCAGGAUGUUUUGCAGCGAUGGGAAUUGUACCCACAUCUUCGUCGUGACAUGGAACAGCUCCUUCAAGGGGAUAUCAUUGAAAAGUUUAGUGUACAAUUUUUGAACGGCCGUGAGGUGUGCACCGGUGGUUUUGCCAAAACGUUGUAUGUUCUCGAUAUUCUGAAGGAUUCUGCUGCUCCUAGCGACAAAAGGAGGCGUACGCCUCGGUGUAGUAAUGGACAGGCAUUUCAGUUACCGCAGUUAGAUGGGGCAAAUGCAGACGCACUUUUUGCUUCUCUGCGCCCGAUUGCGAUGGACGACGUGCGGUUUUCAGCCAACGAAGACACGGAUGCGCUUUUCAGUAACACUGUGACUCAGUUUUCACAGCCUUUGACAUCAAUGAAUGGAGAUUGUUCUCUUCUGACGUCCUCUGGCCAGGCCAUUUUUCAGCUAGCAUAUAGAAACGUUUAUCUUUAA